AUGAAGCUAGACGGAGGGUCCUUAUCGGGCGGUCUGCCUCCACCACUCAGUGGUCACGUGGUCAUCAUUGGUGAAUCCCCCACGAACAUCCAAGGUUUAUUGUUUCAGAAAGUAUCUACGCAGCCGGCGUAUCUUCAAACUCCUCACUUCUGGAUUCUCACCCGUCGACGAGUGCAACGAACAUCAUCCGCCAACGACCGUCGAUACGCCGACAUCAAGAUGGUCAACCUUCGCACCCAGAAGCGCCUGGCCGCCUCCGUGGUGGGCUGCGGCAAGCGCAAGAUUUGGCUCGACCCCAAUGAGAUGAAUGAGAUCUCCAACGCCAACUCCCGUCAGACCAUCCGUAAGCUCGUCAGCGAUGGCCUCAUCAUCCGCAAGCCCGUUACCAUGCACUCCCGCGUCCGUGCCCGUGAGCUCAACGCCGCCCGCAGAAUCGGCAGAAACCGCGGUCUGGGUAAGCGUAAGGGUACCAAGGAGGCCCGUAUGCCCAGCCAGGUUCUCUGGAUGCGCCGCAUGCGUGUUCUCCGUCGCCUCCUCGUCCGCUACCGUGCUGCUGGCAAGAUCGACAAGCACCUUUACCACGAGCUCUACCACCUGAGCAAGGGUAACACCUUCAAGCACAAGCGCGCUCUCGUUGAGCACAUCCAAAAGGCCAAGGCUGAGCGUCACCGUGAGCGUGUCCUCAAGGAGGAGAUGGAUGCCAAGCGUGCCAAGAACAAGGCUCUCCGUGAGAGGCGUCAAGAGCGUCUCGAGGCCAAGCGCAACGCUUUGGUCGGCGAGGCCCAGGAGUAA
This is a messenger RNA of Aspergillus oryzae RIB40, 792 nucleotides long. RefSeq names its product 60S ribosomal eL19 domain-containing protein. Gene Ontology annotation, cellular component: ribosome; cytosolic large ribosomal subunit. Lineage: Eukaryota; Fungi; Ascomycota; Eurotiomycetes; Eurotiales; Aspergillaceae. The transcript has 7 exons. Gene Ontology annotation, biological process: translation. Gene Ontology annotation, molecular function: RNA binding; structural constituent of ribosome. Bases 1 to 792 code for a protein of 263 amino acids. The record is from RefSeq and is a predicted model, not a curated record.